This is a messenger RNA of Kluyveromyces marxianus DMKU3-1042, 678 nucleotides long. RefSeq lists its product as uncharacterized. NCBI's taxonomy places the organism in Eukaryota, Fungi, Ascomycota, Saccharomycetes, Saccharomycetales, Saccharomycetaceae. Bases 1 to 678 code for a protein of 225 amino acids. The record is from RefSeq and is a predicted model, not a curated record. The transcript has a single exon.
AUGCCAGAAUCAUUGUCGUCUCAUGGAUCGAGAGAUAUAUAUUCCAGUAUCUCUCUGAAUGACCAGAGCAUGGACAACUCUUCGAUGAAAGCUAUUUAUGAAACAGAUAUGAUGGAUAGUAGCGAAGCUGGGGAUCAGGACGGGGACAACGAGCCCUUAUCUGCAACGAUCUCUAGGCCACUUUCAAGAUCAAGUGUAACCUCAGGUUUAUCGAUGACAGCUACAAAAGACGGUGUUGAAGGAAGGCGGGUACAAAGAUACGGAAUUCCCCAGUAUUCCCUUAAUAUUUUAAAUUCGAUGUCACAGAGUCAUUGGAAGCCAAAGAAAAAUGGUCUAGAGGAUGUGGAUUCACCAAUAGGUCCACCAAUGAGCCUUCGGGAUAGGAUCAAGCUUUUGAGUACAGACACCUUAUCAAGAACUACUAUUAAUGACAGUAGGCAGGAUUCUAACUCAAUCGAGAGCUCAUCUCGUGACUCCCCGCUUUAUUCAAGGCAGUAUCAGCAGCAGCCUAGAGAACUUGAAGAACAUUUGUUGGAUAGUUUUAAUACCACGCUGACCCCUAGGGCUAACAGCGAACUUGAUAGUAACUUGAGCACGAUGGGUGACGAUAUGUCUUAUCUACAUGAUAUGAAGAGCAUCCCCUCAGUUCUGGUAGCUGUCGAUAGUGAUAAUGACUAA